GGACCCUUUGCACCUCCUGACCGUCUUCGUCUUUCCUACUACUUACCUAAGGUACAUCAUGUAGACAGUCUAGCUGAUACCAAGCACUCCAACCUCAGCCUCAACCACCAACAAAGGUGCCUCGCGAGGGAAUGUACAGCGCCUCACUCUAAAUAUCCAGCCAUAGCAAGCACAUCAACCAUCAAGAACGGACAGGCGGCGGCGAACGGUAUUCAUAUUGUCAAUCUGACCUUCGACCACCCGCGGAUCCAUUCCUCCCUCAUUUCUUUGGGCGGCGCUGCCUUGGCGGCGUGGCUUGUUGUACUUGGCGUAGCGCAGAUCCAUCCCCUCGAAUCCCUGCACCUGCACUUGCAUCGGGAGACGACUAGCAGAUUGCAAAAGGCGAAGGAAGCGAAGAAGCGAAAGAAAGCUCGCGAACCCUGA
This is a messenger RNA of Colletotrichum costaricense, 423 nucleotides long. RefSeq lists its product as uncharacterized. NCBI's taxonomy places the organism in Eukaryota, Fungi, Ascomycota, Sordariomycetes, Glomerellales, Glomerellaceae. The transcript has a single exon. The annotation marks the transcript as partial. The record is from RefSeq and is a predicted model, not a curated record.